AUGGAAGCGAUCAGCAGAGUUCCGGAGCAAAACAGGCGGGUGAUGGUAGCUAUGGACGAUAGCGAGGAGAGCUUCUACGCUCUCAACUGGGCUCUAGACAACGUCUUCAAAAAUGGCCCAUCCCAUGAAGAAGAAGAAGAAGAACACAGUGGCGUCAUCACUCUGGUUAAUGUCCGACCUCCUUUCCAGCCCUUCGUCUACCCUACCGGUCCAGGUGUGCAUCACAUAUAUGGUGUUGUAGUUGUUUUCGCGACGUCUACGGUGAUUGAUACAUACAGAAAAUCCCAGCAGCAGAUGGCCAAAGUAGUCCUUUCUAAAGCGUUGCAAAUGUGCAAGGAAAAGAUGGUUAAAGCAGAAACUUUGGUUGUGGAAGGGGAUCCCAAGGACAAAAUUUGUCAAGCUGCUGAGGAAAUGCGCGUUGAUCUUCUUGUUGUGGGCAGUCGUGGGCUUGGCAACAUUACAAGGGCAUUUCUGGGAAGCGUGAGCGAUUAUUGUGCACAUUACGCCCACUGCCCAGUUCUCAUUGUAAAGCCGACGCCCAAAGAAUCCCCACGAGUAGCACCCUAGAAGGCAAAAAAUCUUGCAAAUAUGCAUGGCU
Messenger RNA from Ipomoea triloba (trilobed morning glory), 598 nucleotides. RefSeq names its product universal stress protein A-like protein. The record is from RefSeq and is a predicted model, not a curated record. The transcript is spliced from 4 exons. Lineage: Eukaryota; Viridiplantae; Streptophyta; Magnoliopsida; Solanales; Convolvulaceae. The coding region runs from base 1 to 567 and encodes 188 amino acids.